Ascochyta rabiei is the source of this 573-nucleotide messenger RNA. RefSeq lists its product as uncharacterized. The coding region runs from base 1 to 573 and encodes 190 amino acids. The transcript has a single exon. The record is from RefSeq and is a predicted model, not a curated record. Lineage: Eukaryota; Fungi; Ascomycota; Dothideomycetes; Pleosporales; Didymellaceae.
AUGCCCAUCCGCAACCACAUCCGCACCUUCCUCCACCUCCCCACGCGCCUAGCCCACACCGCAUCCCGCAUCACCGCCGCGCAGCGCAACCUGCCCAGCAAACUCGGCUCCUGGACCUGCGUCUGCGGCCAUGUCAACUCCGUCUACCACCUGCCCUCGCACGCACAUCCGCUGGGGAUUCUCGCCUGCACGCGCUGCACAUCCACGUGGCACCCUGGUACCUGUCCCUUUGUUCCUUCGCCGGCUGCGCUGCUCAAGGUCAAUGUGCUUCUGCCCACGCGACACGCUGCAGGUUCUUCGCCGGAGCAAGGGUGGGAGCGGUGUCUCCUCCCCUCGCCUCGGCGGAGUGGGGGUGCGGUGGGGUAUGGGUAUGUCUGUCUGAGUGAGCAGUGUGGGUUGUCGUGGUCGACCGAGGCGAAGAAUGAGUGGUGGGGGAGGAGUCGGGUGGUGCUGAGUGUAGGUGGGAGGCGGUGGAAGGGGUCUUGUCUUUGUGGGAGGAAGAUUUGUGUCGGGGGUGGGUUUGCGGUGUUUGAGGUUGUGCCGAAGGGAGGGGUGGGUGGUGAGGGUGAAUGA